GCAACAGGAGGGGAAGGGAAAAGGGAGGGGGGAGACAAAGAGGGAGGGAGUCGAAAGGCCCCAAACUGGAUCUUUAUGGAACAUUUUUCGCGAAGAUCAAGGAAAAGUGAAUCCGCGCAGUGGGGGAUGCCCCGCACGCCGCUGCCAUCGGGGGCCGCCGAGCCGCGCCCGGCCUGAGCGCCCCGCGGCUGCCCUUCAUGCCGCAGCCGCCCCGAGGCGACGCCAGGAGCCCCCAGCUGCGCCUCCUGCCCCCCGGCCGGCCGUGAAAUGCUCCAGGAGAAAAGCCUGUCUGAAACCGAGGAAGGGUUUCCAACAGCCCCCGCGCCCGGCCAUGCGGACUCCUCCGCGGGCUCCCCCGUCCUCGGCGUAGCCGGGGGGAGCAGCACGCCGCUCAGCAGCCCGCAGGUCCCCGACCCCGAGCAGACAAUAGAAAAUAUCAAAGUCUAUCUCCAUGAGAAGGAGCUAUGGAAGAAAUUUCAUGAAGCCGGCACCGAAAUGAUCAUAACCAAGGCAGGCAGGAGGAUGUUUCCUAGUUACAAGGUCAAAGUGACUGGAAUGAACCCCAAGACCAAGUACAUCCUGUUGAUCGACAUCGUCCCAGCCGAUGACCACCGGUAUAAAUUCUGCGACAAUAAAUGGAUGGUGGCCGGCAAGGCAGAGCCGGCCAUGCCGGGGCGGCUCUAUGUCCACCCCGACUCGCCUGCCACGGGCGCGCACUGGAUGCGGCAGCUGGUGUCCUUCCAGAAGCUGAAGCUCACCAACAACCACCUGGAUCCCUUCGGGCAUAUCAUUCUUAAUUCAAUGCAUAAAUACCAACCGCGGCUGCACAUUGUGAAGGCAGAUGAGAACAACGCUUUCGGUUCGAAGAACACGGCCUUCUGCACCCAUGUGUUCCCGGAGACCUCCUUUAUCUCGGUGACCUCCUACCAGAAUCACAAGAUAACGCAGCUGAAAAUUGAGAACAACCCCUUUGCUAAGGGAUUCAGGGGAAGUGACGACAGUGACCUGCGCGUGGCACGACUGCAAAGCAAAGAAUAUCCAGUAAUUUCCAAAAGCAUCAUGAGGCAGAGGUUGGUGUCCAGUCACGGCCAGCUUUCAACAAAGCCAGAUGUUAACCCACUUCACGGGAGUCACCAGACCCUUCAGCAUUAUCAGUAUGAGAAUGGUGCUCACAUGCAGUUUGCAGCCUCAGAUACUCAAGAUCUGCCACUCAACACCUUCACAGCACAGAGAGAUUCAGGGCUCUUCUAUCAUUGCCUAAAAAGAAGAGAAAGCGCUCGGCACCUGGACCUGCCCUGCAAGCGCUCCUACCUGGAGGCCUCCUCGUCCGUGGGAGACGAUCACUACUUUCGUUCCCCGCCGCCGUACGACCAGCAGAUGCUGAGCCCUUCCUACUGCAGCGAGGUGACUCCGCGGGAAGCGUGUAUGUACUCUGGGUCUGGGGCCGAGAUCGCCGGUGUGCCGGCAGUGGACGACUUGCCGCCUCCGCCUCCCCCCUUGAGCUGCAAUAUGUGGACUUCUGUCGCACCUUACACCAGCUACAGUGUUCAGACAAUGGAAACUGUGCCUUACCAGCCCUUCCCCGCCCACUUCACUGCCACCACCAUGAUGCCGCGGCUCCCAUCCAUCGCGGGGCAGGGCUCGCAGCCCCCAGGGAACAGCCACUUCAGCGUCUACAACCAGCUGUCCCAGUCUCAGGUCCGGGAGCGUGUCCCUCCUUCCUCCUUCCCGCGGGAAAGGGUGCACCCAUCUGUGUGCGAGAGAAAGCCCCCCUCUCCGCACCUAAACGCGGCCAACGAAUUCCUCUACUCCCAAAGCUUCUCCUUGUCGAGGGAGUCGUCGCUGCAGUACCAUUCAGGAAUGGGGACUGUGGAGAACUGGACUGACGGAUGACUCCGCGGGCCCAGGGGUGCCACAGUUCGUGUUACUGCUCCCGGACGGUGUUAAGCCAGCGUUGAUACCUGUGGGUAACUUGCACUUCGGUGAGACGAGUGUGCCUUUCCAGAGGGGUUUGUGUGCGUGCAGAGCUCGUAUCUCCAGGCACACGGAGCAUUCCGACUCCUGUCUCGGAGGGCUGGAUUCAUCAGCCUCUCACUGACUUCCGAAUAAAUUAAUUCUCGCGUCUUCGUUACUGAUCCAGUAGAAACCAUCUUCAUGACUAACAAGUGAAGUAGCUAGUCAUUUGCUUUCGCCUAUAACAUUAAACAUCCGUAAGCAAAUUUUGGCUACUGUGGAAAAAUACGAGCUUCACUUUUACGGUACUUGGUUCGCGAAGUCACAGAAUCCCCUAAAUCAAAGGAAAACGCCAUCUGUUCUGCCGCGUAGCUCCAGGACUGCCGUAGCAGCACUUACUGGGCUCUUUCCAUCUGCAGAAAUUCCCUUUCUCCUGAAGUGGUGGAGCCUGUGCGGGUGCUGGGCGUGGGGCAGCGGGCUCAGGGAGCUGCGGUGCUGCUCCGGUGGCUUCCCGGCGCAGCUGGAGCAUGGCGUGGAGAAGAGCAGGCCCCGAUGCACAAGCGUCUCCUCUUCCCCCCACAGCACCAUCUUUCGUGGCUGUGGGAGCCCGAGAAGCAAAACGCUAUGCCCCAGGCCAAACGGCAAAUUAAUUGCAGCAUUAGGAACAGACCCAGUGUCUUCAGACUCUCAUCCAUUGAUUGAAUCACACUUGCUUAUUGCAAUAUAUUUAUGAAGUUUAAGCUUAAAAGUCGCUAAUACUUUCCAGAAACGAUUUCUGUAUUUGCUGGUCCUUGAUUUCUUUCGUAUUCAGCUGAAAUGCGCCUUUUGUGCUAUGUUUUUUUUCUUCUGCAGCUAACUCAGAAAGAAUUGUUUUCAGCAUAAAGGAGGCAUAGAGAAGUGGUUUUUAAUUGGGGGGUGGGAGUGGGAAGAGUUCCCAUUACCUGUCAGGCUUUACAGUGUACAAAUAUUUGUAGAACAGGUAAAAAAAAUCUGUAACCAGUGUAUACAUUGCUACUAUUGUUUACCGUGGAAGUAUCUUGAACUGACUCCAGUGCUGGCUUUGCCUACAGAGUGCCGAGAGAAUCGCUGAGCCGACACACGUGGCAGAGAAAGCUGCGCUCCUUAUGGACCCAAACUCCCAUCGACUUCACCCAAAAAGCUCUGGAGCAGGGGCUGCCUCCUGCUCCAGCCUGUAGUGUACAGCAUCCGUCUCGCCAAGUGUCCUGGCGCUGCCGUGGCUUACCUGGAGGUGACAGCACAGAAAUGGUGCUGGGAGUCUGGUUCCACUAAAGAGCGCAGUAUUUGAGCCUUAGUCGUGAACAGCGGGCUGGUGGUAGCUUUUUGCCCCUGC
Cygnus olor (mute swan) is the source of this 3304-nucleotide messenger RNA. RefSeq names its product T-box transcription factor 4 (gene TBX4). NCBI's taxonomy places the organism in Eukaryota, Metazoa, Chordata, Aves, Anseriformes, Anatidae. The record is from RefSeq and is a predicted model, not a curated record. The transcript is spliced from 9 exons. Gene Ontology annotation, molecular function: RNA polymerase II cis-regulatory region sequence-specific DNA binding; DNA-binding transcription factor activity, RNA polymerase II-specific. The coding region runs from base 268 to 1893 and encodes 541 amino acids. Gene Ontology annotation, cellular component: nucleus. Gene Ontology annotation, biological process: positive regulation of DNA-templated transcription; cell fate specification; angiogenesis.